GUGCCUCAUACACUGCAGUUUCAGACAUAGUUUCUGAUGUCACAGAAAACCUGACAGAGGUGUUCAAAAAGGAGGCGGUGCUGAAUGUGAGGAGUCACUCAUGUUAGCCGUAGAAGUCCAUAUGGAAUCUGUCCGGAGGCAUGAGACCAGUUUCUCAUUGGGAAAGCUGCAAGAUCUUCUAAAUCUAACUCCAGAAUCAAUGGAAGACAAAAACCCCUGUGCAGACCUUCACAUGGAAGUCACAUCUGCUGAUAAACACAAGACUGAGUUAGAGGUUCUGCAAACUGAAGAAAGCAGCUCUUGGGACUCCAUCUGGGAGCCAAAGUCGCCAGGUGCUUUGAGGUUACACACUGAAAUGGAGUUAGAUCUGCCUCUCUCACCGUGUAAUGACACGCCACCAGACCUGCUUCUGCCCGACGGGCCGCUGUCACCUGAGCAGCUGUCACCUGUUUAUAAACAACAUUUCAUGUCAGACAGUGAUUUUGAAAAUAGGGAGAAAUCUGUUUGGAUGGCAGAGAAACAUCGCGAGUGCGUGGUUGGAUUUUUUCUAGCUGAACCCCAGAUGUCCAAGCCUUCGGUUCACACUCAGACACUCUCGGACCUUCUCAUGCUCCUGAAGGUGAAGAGUGAACAUGUCGAGAAUAUGGACCAGCCUCACCUCACUGACACCAGAGCGAUGCUUCCCAAGAACUUCGCAGAUCUGUCUGUCUAUACUGAGAACGUCCAGACCGCCGAUAUUGAGACACACCAGAUUGACAAAUUCUCCCCACUGUCCAUUGUGCAAAUAGAUGAGAUGCUGUUUGCUGCAGGUUUUGCUGACCGUCCCGCUGUAGUCCCCCCGGCCCAGAGUAACCAUCCAGAGACACACGAGGACGAAGAGAAGACCGUCAAGUUAUUAAGAAUGGAGCAAACUAGAGAAAUCAACUGUAAAACAGCACAAACAGCGCAGCGCGUGUCAAACUCGACAUCCUUUAAACAUAAAGCACCGGAAAGAUGCCCUGAGAGAAAUAACUCCAGAACGAUUUGUCCGUCUGGAGAGCAGCCCGGCUUUUCUAAAGAGGUGUCUGAAUCACCUCCGUCGAAGCACAGAGAUGUGAAAGUGAUGUCAACUGUGCAUGAACGUCCCGAACGGUGCGAUCAAAACAGAGAAAGAAUGACCUGUAGAUCAUCACAGUUAUUAAACAGUUCCAACGGCAGACAGGUUAAUAGUUUACAGGUUAAAUCUCACGAGAGCCUGGACCCUUUAUCCUUCUUCAUGAUGUUAAGAACUUCACGGAAAAGUCCAGUCCAAACACCUCGACAGAGCAGUCCAGCAUCUGCAGAGGUGAACGUGAGACAGAUUUUGACAGAAAACGCAUUGCCCGUCCAGAGAGUGAACACAGUAAAUCUGGUCUCGAGCGCAGAAACAAAUGUGACAUCGACUGAGAAAACCUUGACCCGUGAAGAGAGACCCAUCAACAAAACCAUAUACGUUCAGACCACAGCGAUCCAGAGAAGCGCAUACAGAGAGCUGAAUGUGUUGGCGGUGCCUCGUCUGAGCAGAGCGGUCGAGUCGGGCGUCACCGCUUUGAACAACAGAGACUUUGCUACUCUGUCACCCGAACUCAUGCGCUUCCUCCUGAAGCAACAAGAGAGAAAACAUCACACACAGCAGGGUGCAGACGGUGUGUUGGAUGACAUCACUCUGCUGCAUGUUCUGGUCACUCUGAAGGAACUUCUGCUCAAAUGUGACCUUCACACGGCCGCUGAUUACCUGAGUCAGGUGAGGAGCUCCUGUCAUCUCAAGUGUCUGGAGGAGCUGAGGAAGAAGUUUGAGGUGUUGCAUUAUCUCAGUCUGAAGAGAUCAGAGCCCGACCCGAAACUACUGGAGCUUCAGGAUCAAAUGAGCACAUGGAUGAGCUCCAACAUGAACCGCAACAACAGAGUUCUAGUUUUGACCGUGAAGCCUGUAAACACAGAAGUGCUCGCAGCUCUCAGACAGGCAUCGGGAAACUCUGUGUGCGCAGUAGGCCCCGAGGAAGAGAAGAGCAAAGUCGUCUGCAGAGACGUGAUGAACAGUCUGUCCGGCAGCAGGUGUGUGGUGUUGUGCCGUCAACACAUCGGGGCUGAUUUCCCAUGGCGCAGUUUCACUCUGGUGUUUGAGCUUCACUGUGUGGAUCACUCGCCCUUCAGCGGUUUGUGUUCGGAGAGAAACAUCAAGUACAUCUCCUUCUCCACGGCUGUGCCUGAAUUCAGUGACAUUAGUCGACAUCUGGACAGGUAUGAUAUGACUCUGCUGGAGAGAAAACACCCUCCGUCUGCACAGAAGCUGGGCGGAGACCGUUAUGAUGUCAUCACUGUGGAUGAAAACACUGCCGUGUUGAUACAGGAGCUGAGCGAGCUGGAGAUGGAGAAAGCGUCUAAUCGUGUGGUCAUGAGACUGUCCUCUCUCUCUCUGCAGUUCACACGCUGCUGGCUCAUCCUUCACUGCUCGGAGACUCACAGAGCGCUGAUUUCCAGAAGCAUCUAUAUAAAUCUGGUUCUGAUCUACUCUUCAUUCGUGCUGUUCGGACAACAGCCUGAGAAAUUUGAUGUUAAGGUGUUACUGGCGUGUGAGGAAGAAGAACUAGCCAGAUACAUCUAUCGGAUCUCUGUACACGCGCUCAUGAGCUCAGACAGAGAUGCUUUGAGCUGGCUGGAUAGAGACUGGAUCAGUGUACAGACCACAGAGGAGGAGCGUUGUCUGCUUCAGUUUCCCUGUAUCAAUCCUCUGGUAGCUCAGCUGAUGUUAAGCAGAGCUCCGUCUCUUCAGUGGCUCCUGGAAGCUUCUCUUGUUGAUCUGCAGGAGAUGUUUCCACAGGUCCCUCAUAAAGUCAUUAAGCUCUUCAGUGACAUUAAAGCAGAACACAAAGUCAAAACAGCUGCUUCAGAGAGUGAGGAUGAAGCUUCCUCACAGACAAACAUCUCAGCUCAUCUUCCUCAUCCUCCUCAACCUCAGACAGACAUCUGUCAAUCACAGCAGUCUACAGAGUACUUCACAGUUUCUCUCUCUGGACGGCAGGAGGGGAAGACGUCUGUCGGCCAGUUUAGAGAGCUGAUUGGUCAGCCUCUGUGUUUUACACAGGAAAAUCACAUCUCGGAUCCAGCUUGGACCUUAUCAAACACACUGUUCAGCCAAGAUUCAGCAACGGUGAACGUCUGGCAGCCGCAGGAUGAAGGACACGUUCAUUUCAUCUCAGAUCUAACACCAGAGGAAGCUGCUGUCCUCUCAGGUCCUCAGAUGCCGAGCUUCAGAAACACUGUGUGUGAAUUCAGCUGUAGACGACAGGAUCAGACCCGCUGGACAUCCCCGGAGAACACUGCUGAUCACAGGACAGAAGAGAGGAAGAGACAGAGGACUGAAGACGCAAACAGUGUGCCUCCGCUGUGUAAGAGAGGAAAACUGCUGUGUGAGAGAGUUCCAGGCAGGAACGAUGGACAGACCAGACUGAGAUUUUUCUAAAACAGUAACUCAUCUUCUGAGUUUUUAUUUGAUACGUUUCAUUUUGAGUGUUUAUGUAUUAUAUAUGUGAUUGUAUGU
Messenger RNA from Triplophysa rosa, 3559 nucleotides. Its product is annotated as protein shortage in chiasmata 1 ortholog. Bases 101 to 3481 code for a protein of 1126 amino acids. Gene Ontology annotation, molecular function: single-stranded DNA binding; ATP hydrolysis activity. NCBI's taxonomy places the organism in Eukaryota, Metazoa, Chordata, Actinopteri, Cypriniformes, Nemacheilidae. Gene Ontology annotation, cellular component: condensed nuclear chromosome. The transcript has 23 exons. The record is from RefSeq and is a predicted model, not a curated record. Gene Ontology annotation, biological process: resolution of meiotic recombination intermediates.